UGAGUAAUGUCGGCCAGUCGACGUCCGGUCGUGACGGAGGGCAAAGUCAGGGAUAUCCUCCAGACCCACUACUCGCUGGACACGAAGUGUUUGCGUCAACUGGACUCGUUUGUAGAUAGGAAUUACAAGGUGACCACUACGGAUGGUCGAGAGUACGUGUUCAAAAUAGUCAACCCUGACGAAUCGGAGAAUGACAAGCGGGUACAAGCACAGCUGGGUGUGGUCAACUAUCUGCGAGGAUGUGGCUUCAUAUGCCCAGUAACUGUUGCCAACAGAGAUGGAUUACAUACCUGGAAGUCAACCUUCCCAAUCGGAAAGGCGGAUGGUCCAGACGAAACGUGCGUGGUCCGCCUCAUGACGUUUGUUCCUGGAGAGCCACUUGGCCUGUGCCAACAGCUGUUCUGCGGGGAUAUGUACAAGUGUCUUGGGGUUCUCCUAGGGCAACUUCAUGCUGCACUGCAGGACUACCCCGAGACCGACCUGACAGUGGAGAGUCACAGCGAGUGGAUGGGGGAGAAUGCUGGUCUACUCUCUCAGUUUAUGCCAUACCCGGAAGUGAGUGCCAUGCCACAUGGGGGCAGUUGGUCGGAGGAGACGUUGUCAGAGGACAUUCGAGCAGUGAUAAAGAACGUUGAAUCCUCCCUGAAGGAGCGGGGUCAUGCCAUGGAGCGAGGUGUGAUCCACGGGGAUUUCCAAGACUACAACAUCAUACUUCAUCCAGCUACUGUUGACUUCAAAACGUCUGUAGCUUCUUUAGAUUCAAAGACAAUAUUUGGAAUAAUCGAUUUCAAUGACAUUUGUUAUACUUACCGAGUGUUCGAGGUAGGUCGACUGAUAGCUGAUGCUAUGACGAACUGCAAUUGCUCCGACCAAGAAGCCCUACAAAUUGGGGGUCGCAUUCUGUCCGGCUACCUGUCCAUCAGACCGCUGAACAUCGAGGAUAUGACAAUGUUGUACCAUGCAGUGUGCAUCACUUUCUGUCAGUAUUAUGUGCUCGGUCAACACGCGGUGUCCCAGCAGACGGACAACCCCUACUGCAGCUUGGGAUUUGCCGAGGCAGGACGGUGGCUGGAGAGAGUGCUUGCAUUGUCCAGUCGAACUUUGUGGGAAAUAUGGACUCCAGUUCUAUCUGAAGCAGGAAUCAGCUUAUGAAAACUACUCUCAGGUCAAUAAACAAAAGGAGUUUGUCAUAUGG
Haliotis rubra (blacklip abalone) is the source of this 1195-nucleotide messenger RNA. RefSeq names its product hydroxylysine kinase-like. The record is from RefSeq and is a predicted model, not a curated record. The transcript has 5 exons. The coding region runs from base 7 to 1152 and encodes 381 amino acids. NCBI's taxonomy places the organism in Eukaryota, Metazoa, Mollusca, Gastropoda, Lepetellida, Haliotidae. Gene Ontology annotation, molecular function: amino acid kinase activity.